AUGUCUAGCCAACCUCUUCUCCAAACCGCCCCGGGCAAGCGGAUCGCCCUCCCUACUCGUGUUGAGCCCAAGGUUUUCUUCGCCAACGAGCGCACAUUCCUCUCAUGGCUGAACUUCACCGUUAUUCUGGGCGGUCUGGCCGUCGGUUUGCUGAACUUCGGUGAUCGCAUCGGCCGCAUCUCCGCAGCCCUCUUCACUAUCAUUGCAAUGGCCGCCAUGAUUUAUGCAGUCGUCACAUUUCACUGGCGCGCUCAAAGUAUCCGUCGCCGUGGACAAAGCGGUUUCGAUGACCGCUUUGGUCCCACCAUUUUGGCUAUCGCUCUCUUGGCCGCUGUCGUGGUCAACUUCAUCCUGCGCAUGCAGGACAACGAAUUGAACUGA
Molecule: messenger RNA, 381 nt
Organism: Penicillium pulvis
Lineage: Eukaryota; Fungi; Ascomycota; Eurotiomycetes; Eurotiales; Aspergillaceae
Product: putative vacuolar transporter chaperon Vtc1
Exons: 2
Coding region: 1-381 (126 amino acids)
Cellular component (GO): fungal-type vacuole membrane; vacuolar transporter chaperone complex
Source: RefSeq, a predicted model, not a curated record